AAUCUAAGCAUUUUACCACAGGUUUCCCGUCCUCCUUCUCUGUUCCUCUCUUCCGUGUCACUGCCUGACUGUACUGUACACACACUCUCGCUUCUUCGUCACUCCCACAUUCUCUCUCUCUCUCUCUCUCCCUCUUUCUCUGUGUCCCGCCUAUUUAACCUUACCUUUACAAAUGCUCCCUCAAUUGCAAUCCUUUUUCCUCUCUCAAACUACCCCUAAAUUCUUUACUUUCCCUCUCUCCUCUCAAAACUCUACCACGACGGCUGCCGCCACUUCAUUCUCAUUUCCAGCUUUCAAGCCGCAGUCCGCUAUUUCUCUUAAACUCCAAACGGGAUUUACUUCCACAAUGACUUCAAAUUCAAAGCUUUCUGAUCACUCCGAUAUUCUUCCGUCAGUACUCACUGCCGCUGACCUUGAUCGCUUCGCCGAUGUCGCUAACAAGCUCGCAGAUGCCUCCGGUGAAGUCAUUCGCAAGUACUUUCGAAAGAAAUUCGAAAUUCUCGAUAAGGACGAUUCGAGCCCUGUAACAAUUGCGGAUAAAGCAGCUGAAGAAUCUAUGAUUUCAAUUAUAUUGGAGAAUUUUCCUUCUCAUGCAAUUUAUGGUGAGGAGAAUGGCUGGAGAUGUAAAGAAAAAUUCUCUGACUAUGUUUGGGUUUUAGAUCCAAUAGAUGGGACAAAGAGUUUUAUUACUGGCAAGCCCUUGUUUGGUACGCUCAUUGCUUUACUGCAUCAGGGUAAACCGAUACUGGGCAUAGUUGAUCAGCCGAUACUUAGAGAAAGAUGGGUUGGGAUAAUCGGAAAGAGAACAACAUUGAAUGGGGAGGAACUGUCUACACGCACUUGUGCAAAACUGUCACAGGCAUAUUUGUACACCACAAGCCCACAUCUAUUUAGUGGGGAUGCUGAAGAGGCAUUUGCUCGUUUAAGAAGUAAGGUGAAAAUGCCCUUAUAUGGAUGUGACUGCUAUGCUUUUGCUCUUUUGGCUUCUGGAUAUGUGGAUCUUGCCAUCGAAUCCGGUGUUAAGCCAUACGAUUUCCUGUCCCUCAUUCCAGUGAUAGAGGGUGCUGGAGGUAUUAUAACUGAUUGGAAAGGAGGGAGUCUUUUUUGGGAUGCUUCACCAAAUUCUCGUGCAACAAGUUUCAACAUCUUGGCAGCAGGAGACAAACAGAUUCACCAACAAGCACUGGAUACAUUACAAUGGCAUUAAAGAUUUUCACAAAGUUGUGCUCUUUUUAUCCCCUUCCCCUUUUUUCUUUCGGGUUAAGUGCACCAAAAUAGUAAAAUAAGGGAGCUAACCUUCCCUUUUUAAUAGUGAAAACUCUUGUGAUUGGAGACUCUUACCCCGAUCUUAUUUUUUACAUUCCUAUACAGUAGGAAAAUCACCAGACUACUGACUGAUGUCAAAUAUCUAUUUACUUUUAAGAGCUGGAAAUGAGCACAGUGGCAAGACGAGUUAAAUAAGUGAAAUGGAUUUAUCUUUUUCUUUUAUCAUUUA
Jatropha curcas is the source of this 1495-nucleotide messenger RNA. RefSeq names its product inositol monophosphatase family protein (gene IMPL2). Gene Ontology annotation, molecular function: histidinol-phosphatase activity. Gene Ontology annotation, biological process: L-histidine biosynthetic process. NCBI's taxonomy places the organism in Eukaryota, Viridiplantae, Streptophyta, Magnoliopsida, Malpighiales, Euphorbiaceae. The record is from RefSeq and is a predicted model, not a curated record.